Physeter macrocephalus (sperm whale) is the source of this 1123-nucleotide messenger RNA. RefSeq names its product N-acetylgalactosamine-6-sulfatase. The transcript has 8 exons. Bases 158 to 1123 code for a protein of 321 amino acids. The record is from RefSeq and is a predicted model, not a curated record. Lineage: Eukaryota; Metazoa; Chordata; Mammalia; Artiodactyla; Physeteridae. Gene Ontology annotation, molecular function: arylsulfatase activity.
CUGACCCCGCCCCACCUCUCGUUCUGUUGGUCAGGGCCUCACUUCUCCUGUCACUCAGCCGGCAUGUUCCCGCCCCAUCGCCCGGCCGGAAGGAUCGCCAGCUUCGCCAGGCCCGUUCCCGCAGCUCCGGGGCUCGGUGGCGCUCGGCGUGGUUGCCAUGGCGGCGGUUGCUGCGGCGACGAGGUGGCGGCUGUUUCUGGUGCUGAGCGCCGCGGGGCUGGGGGUCACAGGCGCCCCGCAGCCCCCCAGCAUCGUGCUCCUGCUCAUGGACGACAUGGGGUGGGGCGACCUCGGGGUGUACGGAGAACCUUCCAGAGAGACCCCGCAUUUGGACCGGAUGGCUGCGGAGGGGCUGCUCUUCCCGAACUUCUACACGGCCAACCCCCUGUGCUCCCCUUCCAGGGCGGCCCUGCUCACCGGACGCCUGCCCAUCCGCAGUGGCUUCUACACCACCAACGGGCACGCCAGGAACGCCUACACACCCCAGGAGAUAGUGGGCGGCAUCCCGGACUCAGAGCUCCUGCUGCCGGAGCUGCUGAAGGAGGCCGGCUACACCAGCAAGAUCGUGGGCAAGUGGCAUCUGGGCCACAGGCCUCAGUUCCACCCCCUGAAGCAUGGAUUCGAUGAGUGGUUUGGAUCCCCCAACUGUCACUUUGGACCUUAUGACAACAAGGCCAGGCCCAACAUCCCUGUGUACCGGGACCGGGAGAUGGUUGGCAGAUUUUAUGAGGAGUUUCCAAUUAACCUGAAGACUGGAGAAGCCAACCUCACCCAGCUCUACCUGCAGGAAGCGCUGGAUUUCAUUAAGAGGCAGCAGGCAGCUCACCGCCCCUUCUUUCUGCACUGGGCCAUCGAUGCUACACACGCGCCUGUCUACGCCUCCAGGCCCUUCCUGGGCACCAGCCAGCGAGGGCGUUACGGGGACGCCGUCCGGGAGGUCGACAGCAGCGUCGGGAGGAUCCUGCACCUCCUGCGGGGCCUGGGCAUCGCAGAGAACACCUUUGUUUUCUUCACGUCCGACAACGGCGCGGCCCUCGUUUCUGCGCCCAGACAAGGCAGGUGGCUCGAGCAGUUGGGGCUCCGCCCGGGGCCCCUCAGCACCCCCCCACCGGGCCGAGUGUGA